AUGGGAACGAAAGUAUCAAGUAUUUUCUUUUGUUUGUUUGAUAAUACAAAUGGACCAAUGGUAGUGUACCAAGACCCAGAAAAAGCAGUAGAAGCAGAGGUAUUUAGUUCAAUAUCAGAUUUUGUUAUUCCAAAAGAAGGAUUUUGCAAUCGACUUGUUAAAAUUACAUCGGAAAGAAAAACAUAUGUUGGAUAUCCUACAAUGAUAAAACAUGGAAAAUAUGGAAGAAAUGCGUUAUUGUUCAAUUUAUGUUUUGUUUUUGAUGAAGGAACAACAGAUGGAACAAUAAGUUGUUAUGAGGCUAUUAUUAAGCAAAUAAAUAAAGAAUUAAGAAUAUUAGAAAUUAAUGAAGAUUAUAUAAUAAAAGAAGAGAAACGAAAAGGAUUAGGAGAAAUUAUUAAACAUUUAAGAAAUUGUUUAAACACAUAUGGGUUUUGUAAUAUCGAAUUUGGAAAUAAUAUACAAAUGAGAGUAAGAUUAGCAAUUGACCCAUCUAAUCCAAUAGAGGAAAUAAGAAUAGACGAAGUUCCAGUUAAAGUAAACGAGCUAGGAAGUGGGGAAGAAGACAUUGGAAUAAAUGAAAUUUUACCAUAUAUUAAUGGAGAAAGAACAGGAAGAGAAAUUAUUGAAGAAAGCCAUUCAUGUUAUGAAAUAGUAUCGGAAGGAUUAAAACAACUUGUAUAUGGUGGGUAUGUAGUUAUGAUACCAAAGAUCGAAGAUAAGAAAAGGUAUGAAUGUACAAAGAAAAUAUUAGAGUUAUACGAAAAUGAAAGAAUGCUUCAAACGUGUAUUGAUUAUUGUAAAAAAUAUUCAAUGAUUAAAAGAAGUCGUGUGGAUAUAUUUCGAAUUGUAGUUGGUAUUGAAGGUAAAGUUACAUGGAAAGAAUAUAAAGAAAGGAAUAAAGAAACAGAGUUAGACAUGAAUAAAUUACUUAAAUUUAUGUUGGUUAAUAAAAUUGUAAGAGCAACAACCACAAGUAAAGAAUGGGUUGAAGGAAUGAAAGAACAAACAUUAAUACAAAAAUAUGAAUAA
Messenger RNA from Entamoeba dispar SAW760, 1032 nucleotides. RefSeq names its product Tumor suppressor candidate, putative. The transcript has a single exon. Gene Ontology annotation, biological process: negative regulation of TORC1 signaling; positive regulation of autophagy. Bases 1 to 1032 code for a protein of 343 amino acids. Gene Ontology annotation, cellular component: GATOR1 complex; vacuolar membrane. NCBI's taxonomy places the organism in Eukaryota, Evosea, Mastigamoebida, Endamoebidae. Gene Ontology annotation, molecular function: GTPase activator activity. The record is from RefSeq and is a predicted model, not a curated record.